AUGACCGGCGCUCAUUCUCGUAUACCCACUGAUCCUUCCGAUGAAGCAUUAUCGACAUCACGUAGCAGACGUCUGAUGUCAGGUUAUAUUUUCGGUAAUCCCCCUUCACCAGAUAACACCACCCGACACGCAAUGUACAGCAAUCUGGUGAACGAGCGACAUCCAACACCCCCGUUGAGAGAUCUCCAAGGGCGUGACUCUCCUCCUUUAUCUGAAUUCACGGCUCCUUCUUCACCUACGACGGCUGGGGAAGGCAUGGACUCUGCGGCAGCAGCAGCGAGUCUGGCCAAAUUGAAAAUGUCGACUGAAGCUCCUGGUGGAGGAGAUGAUGGAUUGCCGAGGACCGAUACGUACGACCCGUUGACGGGUUUGAACGAUGGAGAGGCGGAUCUGGACGAGAGUGCACCGCAAGCGGCAUUCACCACGGCUGAAUACAUGAAAGGGGAAGAUACCGAGGCUGGGAAAUAUCGUUUUCCAAGGCACAGAUUAAGGAAGACUAUGAAGGAUGAGACAAAGAUACCACUGGUCAUCGUCGCAUGUGGCUCUUUCUCCCCUCCCACAUAUCUUCACUUGAGAAUGUUCGAAAUGGCCAAGGAUGAGAUUGUCGAAUCACAGACCUUUGAGAUUAUGGGUGGUUAUUACUCGCCAGUCUCUUCGAAGUACAAGAAAGCUGGACUGGCAGCAGCGCAGGACCGGGUUCGAAUGUGUGAAUUGGCAGUCGAACAUACGUCCACAUGGCUCAUGGUGGAUCCGUGGGAGGCCGGUCAACCAGAAUAUCAACGUACAGCUGUGGUCCUUGAGCACUUUGACGAAGAGCUCAAUGCUCGAAGUGGAGGUGUGACGAUGAGUGAUGGGAAAAAGAGACGAUACAAGGUCAUGCUGUUGGCAGGAGGCGAUUUGAUCGAGAGUUUCGGUGAACCCGGAGUCUGGAGUGAACCAGACUUACACAUCAUCUUGGGACGAUUUGGGUGCCUCAUCGUGGAGCGGGCCGGAUCAGACGUUUGGGCUUUUUUGCUUUCUCAUGAUAUACUGUAUUCUCAUCGGCGCAACGUCAUUGUCAUCAAGCAGCUGAUCUACAAUGACAUUUCGUCCACCAAAGUUCGAUUGUUCGUGCGCAGGGGCAUGAGCAUAAAGUACCUUUUGCCGAAUAGCGUUAUCCAGUAUAUAUACGAUAAUCAGCUGUAUCGGGGUUCUGAUGCGAGACUCAUCCAAUAG
Molecule: messenger RNA, 1215 nt
Organism: Kockovaella imperatae
Lineage: Eukaryota; Fungi; Basidiomycota; Tremellomycetes; Tremellales; Cuniculitremaceae
Exons: 7
Coding region: 1-1215 (404 amino acids)
Biological process (GO): NAD+ biosynthetic process
Molecular function (GO): nicotinamide-nucleotide adenylyltransferase activity; nicotinate-nucleotide adenylyltransferase activity
Source: RefSeq, a predicted model, not a curated record